AUGGAUCUGCUUCCAGCCCAGGAGGCAGCUAAAAUCUACCACACCAACUAUGUGAGAAACUCCCGAGCCAUCGGCGUCAUGUGGGCCGUGUUCACCAUCUGCUUCGUCAUCAUCACCAUGGUGGUCUUCAUCCAGCCCUACUGGAUCGGGGACAGCGUCAACACCCCGCAAGCCGGGUACUUCGGCCUCUUCCACUACUGCAUCGGCAACGCGCUCACCUCGGAGCUCGUCUGCAGGGGCAGCGUGCUGGACUUCGCCUCCAUCCCCUCACCUGCCUUCAGGACCGCCAUGUUCUUCGUGGGGACCUCCAUGCUGCUGAUUGUGGCCACUAUGGUCUGCUUCGGCUUGUUUUUCUUCUGCAACGCCGGGAACGUCUACAAGAUCUGUGCGUGGAUGCAGCUGGCCUCAGCGGUGUUGAUGGUGAUGGGCUGCAUGAUCUACCCGGACGGCUGGGACUCUCCCGAGGUGAAGAGGAUGUGUGGCCAGAGGACGGAUAAGUACAGCCUGGGGAACUGCACGGUGCGCUGGUCCUACAUCCUGGCCAUCAUCAGCAUCCUGGACGCCCUCCUCCUGGCAUUUCUGUCCUUCACUCUCGGCAACCGUCAGGACAAACUGCUGCCGGAUGAGUUCGAGGUGCAGGGAGGAGCAGAAAACCCCUGAUGAAGAUGGACCUUCAGACGCAACGAACAAGCAUCCUGAA
This is a messenger RNA of Anarrhichthys ocellatus (wolf-eel), 700 nucleotides long. It is a transcript of the gene lhfpl5b, whose product is annotated as LHFPL tetraspan subfamily member 5b. Gene Ontology annotation, biological process: detection of mechanical stimulus involved in sensory perception; sensory perception of sound. Gene Ontology annotation, cellular component: plasma membrane. Bases 1 to 660 code for a protein of 219 amino acids. Lineage: Eukaryota; Metazoa; Chordata; Actinopteri; Perciformes; Anarhichadidae. The record is from RefSeq and is a predicted model, not a curated record. The transcript is spliced from 3 exons.